Aspergillus alliaceus is the source of this 591-nucleotide messenger RNA. Its product is annotated as EF-hand superfamily Ca2+-modulated protein. NCBI's taxonomy places the organism in Eukaryota, Fungi, Ascomycota, Eurotiomycetes, Eurotiales, Aspergillaceae. The record is from RefSeq and is a predicted model, not a curated record. Bases 1 to 591 code for a protein of 196 amino acids. The transcript has 3 exons.
AUGUUCGAUCGACGACCACUACUUCCUCCCAAAAAGCGCAGUGCACCCGCCUCCGCCGCGCCCAAAAAGCCACGCCAAUCAAAACUAGCCAGAGCAAACGAUAUCACCGCCGACGAAGAAAACGAAAUCAAAGAAGUCUUCCACCUCUUCUCGACAAGUGUCCCUGAAUUCAAAAAUGAGAAAGAAGGCGUCAUAGAACGCGAGGACGUCCGGAAGGCGCUCGUAGCCCUAGGCCUCCCCCCUUCCAACUCCAAAGAACUCCACGAUAUCCUCUCUGCGAUUGACCCCACAGCCACCGGCUUCGUCCUCUAUGAACCCUUUCUCUCUGUCGCGGCGGCGAAGCUACGGUCUCGGGAUGAUGACGCUGUCGUUGCGGAGGUGGAUGCCGCUUAUCAGUUGUUUACGCGGAAUACGGAGGGUCCGAUUACGUUGGGUCAUUUGCGGCGGAUUGCGCGCGAGCUGAAGGAGGAUGGGUUGGGGGAUGAUUUGCUGCGGGAUAUGAUUUUGGAGGCGAAUGGGGGGGAUACGGUUGAAGCGGGUGUGAGCUUGGAACAGUUUCAUGAUGUUAUGAGUAGAGCUGGUGUAUUUUAG